AUGGCUUUGGGUUUGAUAGAAAGUGGGUAUAGCUUUUUGUGGGUGGUGAAGUUGAAGGUUGUUGAUAAAGAAGAGGAGGAGGGUUUGGAGGAUGUGUUGGGGAGUGAGUUGAUGAAUAAGGUGAAGGAAAAGGGUGUGGUUGUGAAGGAGUUUGUGGAUCAGAUGGGGAUUCUAGGCCACCCUUCAGUGGGGGGCUUUGUGAGUCAUGGAGGGUGGAACUCAGUAAUAGAGAGUGUGUGGGAAGGAGUGCCUAUUCUGACAUGGCCUCAGGGUGGGGAUCAGAAGAUAACAUCAGAGGCAGUGAGGAUAAAUGGUGUGGGAAUUUGGCCUCAGGAGUGGGGGUGGGGAUCAGAGCAUGUUGUGAAAUGGAAAGAGAUUGCUGACAGAAUCAAAGAGAUGAUGGGGAAUGAAUCUCUGAGGGUCAAAGCCGAAGAAAUGAAGAAGGCUGCUAGAAAUGCUGCUGGUGUUGGUGGGAGUUGUGAGGUUAUUGUUAAGAAGCUAAUUGAUGAAUGGAAGAAAAAUGUUCAAGCUACCUGA
Messenger RNA from Cajanus cajan (pigeon pea), 537 nucleotides. The record is from RefSeq and is a predicted model, not a curated record. Lineage: Eukaryota; Viridiplantae; Streptophyta; Magnoliopsida; Fabales; Fabaceae.